AUGAAGGAUGAUGAAAAACUACUCACUUCUUCCACAUGUCACACAUAUAUAACACAACCAAUACCAAUACCAAUACCAGUACCAUACACAUACAUUCAUGGACACAGGCGAGUUCAUAGUGUGUCAACUUUUCGCACAACUCACAAAACGAAUCAAACCCCAACAAGCAAAUGUGAUUACAGAGGGUUAGGGUUGGGUAGAAGAGGAAGAGGAGGACAAGGAGGAGGAGAGGGGGAAAUAAAGAAAUGUGGGAGGAGAAUGGUUGAUGUCCUUCGAGCAAGUAGCAGUGGGGACACCAUCACAGCAGCAAAUGGCCAAUGGAAUAGAGCAAUCAUCACACUUCACUGA
Molecule: messenger RNA, 348 nt
Organism: Cercopithifilaria johnstoni
Lineage: Eukaryota; Metazoa; Nematoda; Chromadorea; Rhabditida; Onchocercidae
Source: the annotation of a GenBank genome assembly